GAUGGGGACGUUCACAGGCACCUGUACCUCCAGGGUGUCCUCACCAGCCUGGCAGAGGUGGCAGAGAGACCCAAGGUGUCUGAAUUCAGUUGCCACAUCUCUGGGUGCUGCCAGGUCUUUGAUACGCUGGAGGGCUACGAGCACCACUACAAUGCACUGCAUAGCAACGUCUGCUCCUUCUGUAAGCGCUCCUUUCCGUCGGGACACCUCUUGGAUAUUCACAUCUUGGAGUGGCAUGACUCGCUCUUCCAAAUCAUGGCCGAGAAGCAAAACAUGUACAAGUGUCUGGUCGAAGGCUGUGUGGAGAAGUUCAAGAGCAGCAAGGACAGAAAGGAGCACUUGGUCACUGUUCACCUUUAUCCUGCUGACUUUCGGUUUGAUAGACCAAAGAAAGUGAAAAGUGGCCCCAAGCACAUGAGCUCUCCCAUGAAGGAGGUUGCCAGUAUGCCAAUGGAUGUGGGUGUGGAGAGAUCGGAGCAAUUUCAAGUAGACCCUAUGGAAAUAGGGUCCAGUGAGAACGUGGAGAUCCCUCAGCCUGCAGCCAGCCCCAGCACCUCGGUGCCAGAGAAACGGCUCUACAAAUCCAGGAUCCCGUCCACUAUUUGCUUUGGACAAGGGGCCACCCGAGGAUUUAAAGGACCAAGGAAGAAAGUCUGA
Messenger RNA from Mesitornis unicolor (brown roatelo), 657 nucleotides. It is a transcript of the gene ZNF511, whose product is annotated as zinc finger protein 511. Lineage: Eukaryota; Metazoa; Chordata; Aves; Mesitornithiformes; Mesitornithidae. The record is from RefSeq and is a predicted model, not a curated record. The annotation marks the transcript as partial. The transcript has 5 exons.